AUGAUCCCUCCACUCACAACGGCACUCCCACUCCCAGUUCACCCGUCGAAUAAGGGUAAAGGCACUCGUCGCCCAAUAUCCAGCACCACCACCAGCACCACCAGCCUUCUGCAGCAGCGAUCCCCGUCGUCCGAGUCCCCGUCCCAAUCCCAAUCCCCGUCCCCCGCCGGGCAACCCACCACCGCCGCCGCCAACACCACCGCCAACACCAAAACCAAAACCACCACCGCUCGCAAGCUGGCGUCAACCUCACCCCCAAAUUUCAAAAUCUCUGCUCGCACAGCUCAGAUCGCUCGACAUCUUUCGAGUACCUCUUCUCCCCCAGACAGCAGCACACACUCCUCCCCCGAACACACAGCCAUGGCCUCCCAAUACAAGGUCAGAAAGAUCGGUGCGCCCAACACCUUGGAGCACCGCAUCUACAUCGAGAAGGAUGGCGUCCCCGUCUCGCCUUUCCACGAUAUCCCGCUGUAUGCCAACGAGCAGCAGACGAUCCUGAACAUGGUGGUGGAAAUCCCAAGAUGGACCAAUGGCAAGCUGGAGAUUUCCAAGAACGACCUUCUCAACCCCAUCCGCCAGGACAUCAAGAAGGGAAAGCUUAGAUUUGUGCGCAACUGCUUCCCCCACAAGGGUUAUCUCUGGAACUACGGUGCCUUCCCUCAAACAUGGGAGGACCCCAAUGUUGUGCACCCAGAGACCAAGGCCAAGGGCGACAACGAUCCCCUCGACGUCUGCGAGAUCGGUGAGUUGGUCGGAUACCCAGGCCAGGUUAAGCAGGUCAAGGUGCUCGGCGUCAUGGCUCUGCUCGACGAGGAAGAGACCGACUGGAAGGUCAUCGUCAUUGACGUCAACGACCCAUUGGCAUCCAAGCUCAACGAUGUCGAGGAUGUCGAGAGACACCUCCCAGGUCUGCUAAGGGCCACCAACGAGUGGUUCAGAAUCUACAAGAUCCCAGACGGAAAGCCAGAGAACCAAUUUGCCUUCACUGGCGAGUGCAAGAACAAGAAGUAUGCUACUGAUAUUGUUCGCGAAUGUGCUGAGGCAUGGGAGAAGCUCAUCACCGGCAAGGCCUCGCCCGGUGAUAUUGCCACAACCAACCUUACCGUCAAGCAAUCACCAUCCCGUGUCACCCCAGACCAACUUCCCCCCAUCCCAGCUAAUGAGAACCUCGCUCCUGCCCCUAUCGACCCUAGCGUCGACAAGUGGUUCUAUAUUAGCGGCGCUGCAGCUUAG
Venustampulla echinocandica is the source of this 1233-nucleotide messenger RNA. RefSeq lists its product as uncharacterized. Gene Ontology annotation, molecular function: inorganic diphosphate phosphatase activity; magnesium ion binding. Lineage: Eukaryota; Fungi; Ascomycota; Leotiomycetes; Helotiales; Pleuroascaceae. Gene Ontology annotation, biological process: phosphate-containing compound metabolic process. Bases 1 to 1233 code for a protein of 410 amino acids. Gene Ontology annotation, cellular component: nucleus; cytoplasm. The transcript has 6 exons. The record is from RefSeq and is a predicted model, not a curated record.